This is a messenger RNA of Armigeres subalbatus, 3770 nucleotides long. It is a transcript of the gene Kap-alpha3, whose product is annotated as importin subunit alpha-3. Gene Ontology annotation, cellular component: nucleus; cytoplasm. Gene Ontology annotation, biological process: NLS-bearing protein import into nucleus. The transcript has 5 exons. The record is from RefSeq and is a predicted model, not a curated record. Lineage: Eukaryota; Metazoa; Arthropoda; Insecta; Diptera; Culicidae. The coding region runs from base 373 to 1932 and encodes 519 amino acids. Gene Ontology annotation, molecular function: protein binding; nuclear import signal receptor activity.
GCGAGCAACGAAAAGAAAAAUUCUCGUCGCGAGCACGGACGGGCAUCAUCAGCGUAAAAAGCGAGCAACGAGAACACAACGUGAAAACGGGAUAAUUAUCUGCAGAAAGCACCACGGAAAGUGAUUCGAUCCGUAUUCGAUUUCAACGACGCCAACAGUGUUUGAAGUGCGUAGCAAAACGACAUUUUUCGGAAAUCGACGGUGCUUGGAUCGAAAAUUCGUGAGUUUUCCUACUGCGGAAAAGGUUUUCGUUUCGCCUGACGACGAAGACGUCCGUCGACAAGGAGAGCUGAUCAUCAGUCGCGCAUACACAAACACACCGACGCACUUCAUUCGAACGGAGAGCAGCAGCAGCAGCAAAUCGGACGAAAAAUGGCGUCGAUAGAUUCGCAAGCGAAAAACCGAAUGCAGGGUUUUAAAAACAAAGGAAAAGAUCAGGAGGAAAUGCGAAGACGUCGCAAUGAAGUCACCGUAGAACUGCGCAAAAACAAACGUGAAGAAACCAUCCUCAAACGUCGUAAUGUUCCUCAGACGACGGCCGAAUCGACAGACGAAGACGACUACACAUCGCCGUCAAAUCUGCGCAAGCUAGUCGAAAAAGCCGGAAACAGUGCCGACAAGGAAGAACAGUUGGCCGCAGUUCAGGCGGCACGACGCUUGCUCUCAUCGGAUCGGAACCCUCCGAUCGAUUCGUUAAUACAGAGCGGUAUCCUGCCGAUUCUCGUUGGAUGUCUGGAACGUAACGAUAAUCAGCUGUUACAGUUUGAAGCUGCUUGGGCAUUAACGAACAUCGCGUCCGGAACUUCGUCACAGACCAAUCAAGUUGUACGCGCCGGUGCGGUCCCACUCUUUCUACGUUUGCUCGGUUCUCCCGCUGCCAACGUCUGUGAACAGGCAGUAUGGGCCUUGGGGAACAUUAUCGGCGAUGGCCCAUGUCUGCGGGACUACGUUAUCAAGCUCGGAGUCGUUCAACCACUAUUAUCAUUCAUCAAGCCGGAAAUUCCAAUACCGUUCCUGCGAAAUGUCACAUGGGUGAUCGUCAAUCUUUGUCGUAACAAGGAUCCACCACCACCGGUUGAUACCAUCCUGGAGAUCCUACCGGCGUUAAACAUGUUGAUUCACCACACCGAUAUUAACAUCUUGGUCGACACCGUGUGGGCCCUCAGUUAUCUCACAGACGGAGGCAACGAACAGAUCCAACUGGUCAUCGACAGCAGCGUUGUGCCGAAAUUAAUUCCCCUAUUAUCACACGUCGAAGUCAAAGUGCAGACGGCAGCGCUCCGAGCGGUUGGCAACAUUGUUACCGGUUCAGAUGAUCAGACGCAGGUUGUGCUCAACUGCGACGCUCUGUCUCACUUCCCUGCGCUGCUCAGUCAUCCUAAAGACAAGAUACGCAAAGAAGCAGUAUGGUUCCUUUCGAAUAUUACCGCUGGAAAUCAAGCGCAGGUGCAAGCCGUCAUCGAUGCCGGAUUGUUGCCCAAGAUAAUCGAAAACCUAAGCAAGGGUGAAUUCCAGACGCAAAAGGAAGCUGCCUGGGCGAUUAGUAAUCUUACGAUUAGCGGCAACCGUGAUCAGGUGGCGCAGCUCAUUCGGGACGGUGCCAUUCCGCCGUUCUGCGAUCUGUUGACAUGCAAGGAUACGCAAGUUAUCAAUGUCAUCUUGGAUGGAAUCAACAACAUGCUGAAGCAGGCCGGUCCGCAUACUGAAGAAAUUGCCAACAUGAUCGAGGAAUGCGACGGUGUGUCCAAAAUCGAAGUCUUGCAGAAUCACGAAAAUAUUGAAAUUUAUAAACUGGCAUACGAUAUUAUUGAGCAGUUCUUCUCGGAUGAUACCGAUGAAGCGGUGCUGGACGAAUUGAGACCAGCGGCGGAUGAGAACGCGUUCCAGUUCAACCAGAACGCGAAUGUGCCCAGAGAUGGAUUCAACUUUUAAGGCAAGUUAUGUACCAAGCACACCGUACACACAAGAAACUGUAAGCAAGAAAAGAAUCAACCAAAAUCUUCCUGGAAAUGAAACAAAAUUACACACUCCACACUAAGUUGAUAGAACCAUAACGGAAACAAAUCGCGCGCGUCUAGAAUCUUUCAAAAGUGUCUCACACAUCCUAUUCAGAAGAAACGUAACAACGGAUCGGUUGAUUAUUAGUCAGUAAAUCAAAAGCUGUAGUAGCUGUACUAGCGUUUACACACAAAAACACACACACUCCCUCAAACAAUCGCGCACGUGGAAAAGCAAAGCAAAUAGCGAAGCCUAGUUGAAAAGGCGGAAAGGGCGGCAAGCAUUAAGCUUGAAAACUAUUACUAGUUUUCACUUAGGAUUUUCUUCAAAUCUUAUUAAUGGAUAUCUAUUUAUUAUUAUAUAAAAGAAUAGAAAGCAGCAUUAAAACAGAACACAAACGAAUCAUGCUGAAAGGACAGCUUAGGAAGGACUAUCUGACGAACGAAACAGCAAUGCCAUCAUCAGUCAUACAUACACUCACGCAUACGUACAUACACAUAUACACAAAGACGCUUAAGCAGGAAAAAAAAACUCAUACAAACAUACGACAUUAUUGUUUUAUAACAAUUUUUCUUCAGGUUCUGUUUUGAUAGAAAUCAAAAAAAUGUGAAACGUAAAUUUACUCGUUAGAUCCUUCUCUUCUUCGACGUUCGAGUGUCUCUCUUAGGGAAGCGUUUAUUUGUAUCUCAGUUUUUAAACAAUUGUUAGUGUUUAUUAGUUUUUUUUAAUGAAAUAGAAGGCACUUAUCCUAUAUGCUUAGAUGUAGCAUCAAUGGUUGUUUGCGCCUCGCUCUUGAAGAAGGGAAGGAUGCAAAAUGGGACAAAUUUUCUUGGGUAUGGGGAGAAUCUCCAAAGUGUUUCUCCUACAAUUUAGGAAAGGUGCUGUGUGAUGAACGAAAUCACAUUCGGACUCUCACACAGAAGAUAGCAGAAUAAAACUGAAGCAUACAAACACAAAAAACAGAAGCAUUAGAGAAAUGUUGCUUUUAAAUCCAUUUAGCAAAACGAAAAUGUAAGGAGAACUAUUUUGUUCCAUGUAAAAAGGCAUAUUUUUAUAUUGUAAAACAUUAUAAUGAUCGAAAUAAACCAAUGGACUGUAAUUUAGUUAUUUUGUUGGGUGUCGUUAGCCCCUAGUUAUUUGGAACCGGGGCAAAACGUAAGAAAAUUGAUCUUGAGUUAGUCCCCUCUCGAAGGGAAAACCAAUAAAUUUGAGAAAAAACCUCAACAGUCUGAAGAAAAGUCAGCAGAGAAACUUCUCAUAUUUUUUUCCGAGCCAUGAUAGGCUUUUCCUUUUGAUUAAGUUUAAGCUUUAAUUGUAUAAAACGAAGAACGAAUUGUGAAGUAAAAUGAAUACAAGACUCCUACUUAGAAAAAACAUGAGGGCCGCGGUUGAUUUUUUUGCCCACUGCGUGCCCUCAAAAAUCAAAGCCACAAAUACUAUAUAAUAAACAAAAGAAAAACUAUCAAUUGUGCGGGUGCUUAAAACUUUAAGUGCUGUCCAAUGAAAUUGGACCAGUCGCACCCGUUGAAUUUUUGUAACUAUUUCCAACUCAGAACCAGUUAUAGAGGUUGCCAGUCCCUUGCGCGGGUAGCAGUGGAUGAUGCUCAUGCCACACGUACGUGACACGACACGACACUUUAGGAAUUUUUAACAAAUUUACGUUCUUGUCCAGCAGCAGCGCGAAACAGGCAUUAGGCCAUAUUGCGACGGUAUAACAAAAUGGAAAUUGAGGCAAGCGAAGAAGAUAGAAGAUUGCCUUUUUGGUGGUUGAA